CUGGUUGUUUUGGACAUCCUUUUCCCUCUUCCACUUGGUACCUCGAUCGCGCGCUGUGACCAAACUCCCCACUGCCCCUUUGGACGUGGAUCGCCUUGGGGGUGCAAGUUUGGGGUGCCAAGGACUACUUCGCAGGAAGGCCUGAGACCGCCCCGCCCCCUCCCUUCCCCCCGGCCACCAGAGGCUGGGGAAGUUUACAUCUGGAUUUUCACACAUUGUGAUUGUCACUGCCCAGACUCUGAUUAACCUUGUGGGAGCCAGGUUUUCGAUACUGAAGCCUCCUCCAAUACUAGCACUGCCUGCCCGCGUCUGCCCUUUUCCCUCUCGGCCCCCCGAGGUCCCGCCCUCGCCCCGGCGGCGGAGCGCGAUCUCUAGGGCGCAGUGGAGCCUGGGGCCUGGGGCUUGCGCUGAGCAGCUAUGGCUGCGGCGAUAGCCAGUUCCUUGAUCCGGCAGAAGCGGCAGGCAAGGGAGUCCAACAGCGACCGUGUGUCGGCCUCCAAGCGCCGCUCCAGCCCCAGCAAAGACGGGCGCUCCCUGUGCGAGAGGCACGUCCUCGGGGUGUUCAGCAAGGUGCGCUUCUGCAGCGGCCGCAAGAGGCCCGUGAGGCGGAGACCAGAACCCCAGCUGAAAGGAAUCGUGACAAGGUUAUUCAGCCAGCAGGGAUAUUUCCUGCAGAUGCAUCCAGAUGGUACCAUUGACGGGACCAAGGACGAGAACAGCGACUACACCCUCUUCAAUCUAAUUCCUGUGGGACUGCGUGUGGUGGCCAUCCAAGGGGUGAAAGCUAGCCUCUAUGUGGCCAUGAAUGGUGAAGGCUAUCUCUACAGUUCAGAUGUUUUCACCCCAGAAUGCAAAUUUAAGGAAUCUGUGUUUGAGAACUACUACGUGAUCUAUUCUUCCACACUUUAUCGCCAGCAAGAAUCAGGCCGAGCAUGGUUUCUGGGACUCAAUAAAGAAGGUCAAAUCAUGAAGGGGAACAGAGUGAAGAAAACCAAGCCUUCAUCACAUUUUGUACCAAAACCUAUUGAAGUGUGUAUGUACAGAGAACCAUCACUACAUGAAAUUGGAGAAAAACAAGGGCGUUCAAGGAAAAGUUCUGGAACACCAACCAUGAAUGGAGGCAAAGUCGUGAAUCAAGAUUCAACAUAGCUGAGAACUCUGCCCUUCUUCCCUCUCCUUCCUUUCUUUCCUCUUCCCUUCCUUGCCCCAUUUCCUUCCAAAAUCCACCCAAGAGAGAAAAAUAAAAUGGCAUCGCAGGACCUAGUAGCUAAGAUUCUGCACUCAAAAUCUUCCUUUGUGUAGGACAAGAAAAUUGAACCAAAGCUUGCCUGUUGCAAUGUGGUAGAAAAUUCACGUGCACAAAUAUCACAUUUUAAAAAGCAAUGGAAAAAAAUAAACCAGGACUCCACAAACAUUAAAUUAAGCUGUGUUGUUAUUCAUAGAGGGCUAAUUGUCAUGAAGACAUUACUGUAAAUAAGAUUAAAUAAAAUUUACAUAAAAGAAAAGGAUUUUAAAGAAAUGAACUUGAACUCAGAGAUCAACGUUAGACCUUAAAUCGCUCAAACUCUGGAAAAUGCUGUGAUAAUAUUUGUUUGAUUUUUUUUUGUAUUUUCUUUGGACAUCUGGAAAUAACAUAUGAUUAUAUCCUGUAAACCUGGAAUUUUUUUUUAGCCAUGAAAUCAAACCAUGUAUGAAUUAUACUCUUCUAAUGCCUAUUAGGUAUGUAACCAGGAAUCAUUCAAAAACGUUUUAAAAAAUUACUGUUGAAGAUGUUCAGAUUGGUUUUUGUAAAAGAAUAGUCAAUCACUAAUAGCUGAUUUAAUUCCUUUAUAUAGAGGUAGAUUCUCCUAGGAGAAUAUCCUAUCUUCUCAAGGUAUUAAUUUACAAUAUCAUUUUUUAAAUCAUACAAAAACAAAAAUUCUUGUCUUAAAUGCUAAAGUAACUUCUGGAUAUCCUCCACCAUUGCUAUGUCUCUUUGGUGAGGCCCAAGUUACUUGCUCUUCUGAUUUGUUCUUAGUUUUUUAUUUUGUGGGCACUCUUGAGAGUAUAGGUGCAUGUCUAGCUAUCUUAGAGAGUUUGGUACCAUCUCUUGCAGAAGGAACAAAGAAUGAUUGGCUUUACAUAAGGGAAUAAGUCCAAGGAAAUGGGUAAAAGCAGAUUACAUUUGCUUUUGUACCUAAUAAGAACUGAAAAAUACAGACUAUAUGAGAAACUAGGAGGCAUGGCUGUGAGACUCUUAACUUACUAUCUUUAUGAAGCCAGUGGCUUGUUUGUUGAUAUCUAUCCACGUUCAGUCCAUAUGUAUAAGUUUAGAUGACAGUAAGUCUAUCUUGGAGAAGAUAAAAAGUUAUUAUACACUGAAUUUUCAAGGAGCAUAGAGAAAUGAUAUGUAAUUAACAAUUGUGGUUCCAACAGACAGAAUUGUUUGAGUAGCUUGAAGUAGCAAAAAAGAACUCACUAUAACAGUAAGCAAACACACUGUUAGGAAUACUAACGUAUUAGAAAAUAUCAGCAAAGAAGUGAAUGUUAUACAAUUGCAUUGGAAUAAGUAGAUCUACAUAGCCCUACAAAUCAGGAAUGGUGUAGAGACAUCCAAAUUAAAACAAUAAAACAAAACAGAAUGCUAAAAUUGUAUGCAGAUUUAUGGAUAUUAUUAACGAGAAGACUUAGCAUGUAACUUCUCCUAUAUCUCUACUGUCCAGCAUGUAUUAUUCCAAAUAUGACUCCCUAAAAUAUAUACACUUUGCAGAAGCUCUAGGCCCUCACCUCAAACCAUGCCACCAGUUGCCGUAUUCUUUCAAGGUUGACAUAGUGUCCCUGGCUCUACACAAUCAUUAUUCAAUGUGCUUCUUGUCCCUCACCAAGUAUCCUCUUUUACGUUCUCAGUGGGUAGCAGGAAAUGAACUGGGGGAAUUUGCCUGAGUUGAGAAGAAUAAAUGAUAUACUUGUAGACAAGAAUUUUGAACACAUUUGCAAUGGAUACUUGUUUAAUCAAAAUAUCUGGAAAAUAACAAAUAAAUACAUUUAAUUUUUUUACAAAAAGGAAUGUUGCUCUUUAAGGAAAAGAAUACCCUUGUAAAUACACGAAUCUGGCUGUAUAUUCCUUGUCACUGUUGAUUUCACUUGACUCUAAAUACACUUGUCACUUUCAGGACCAAACAAAUUCCAAGCACAAAGCCUUAUUUUCUUCAAGGAAAAUAAAAGAACAGAACUUUUCAAUAAAAUGGGUCAUGGGCUGUUUUAGCAUGAAAUGACUGGAGCUUUGUGGUAAAGCACAUAUAAUCAACCACAACACAACUGACAGCGUCACAGGUAAAACAAAUAUUGGUGUUCACAAUCACCCAUUUCACUGGCAAUUUCAUGACAAUCUAUAUUUAAUCUGGUUGAUUAUGAAAAAAAGAAAAUGAUACAGAUAUGGAUCUACAAUAAAAUACCUUCUCUAUUUUC
Molecule: messenger RNA, 3447 nt
Organism: Dipodomys spectabilis (banner-tailed kangaroo rat)
Lineage: Eukaryota; Metazoa; Chordata; Mammalia; Rodentia; Heteromyidae
Gene: Fgf12
Product: fibroblast growth factor 12
Exons: 5
Coding region: 418-1149 (243 amino acids)
Biological process (GO): animal organ morphogenesis; positive regulation of protein phosphorylation; regulation of cell migration
Cellular component (GO): cytoplasm
Molecular function (GO): fibroblast growth factor receptor binding; growth factor activity
Source: RefSeq, a predicted model, not a curated record